AUGUUUCUUGAGAAUAAAACUCACCGAUCAGACAAUGAAAGUAGUCUUCUUGGUGAUAUCAUUGAUCAUUCUAAAUCAGAUAAAAUUCAAAAGAUUUAUAACUUUAAAAUUGGUAAUAAGAAUCAUAUUAUCUUGAUAUUGAAUAGAAAUAUCAUUCAACUAUAUAAAGAACAACUUGUCAACUAUAAAAUCGAUUCAAAAUCGUUCAAGGUUUAUGAAUUAAUCAAAGAAUGGAAGAAUAGUAAUGGUAUUUCCAAUACCAGUCCAGCAGAUUCAAAUUCUUCUCAAAUGGAUGGGAUUAUAAAAGUAGGAAUCAUCAAUGAUAAAUAUCUUUAUAGUUGCUCUAAAGCUGGUAAGUUAAUCAUUCGAGAUUUAAUCAAUGAUGAUUCAAAAUUCGGUUAUAAAGUAUAUUGGAUUGGACAAGUUUCAUCCAUUUAUGUUAUGUCAAGAAGUUUUCAAGAUAUCAUUAAAAUUAUCAUUGUUAAUAAUCAUAAUGAAUUGAAAUUGUUUCAAAUUGAUUUAUUAUCAAAAUAUCAAAAUAGUCCCCAUCAUCAACAUCAACAUCAACAUCAUCAUCAAAGACAAUUCAGUGCCAGUAACCCACCCAGUAGUAACAACAACAACAAUACAAGUAUGGUACUCCCCACUGAAGAUUAUGAAUUCUUACAAGAUACAAGAUACAUUCAAAGCAUUCCUCGAUUUGAAAACCCAAGACAUUUACGAAGAGUUUUCACCUCAUUAAGUGUGAUUUUAAACCCAGAGGCAUUUAAUCAAGAGGGUUAUAUCCCAUGGGAUGAUGCUAGUCGAAUACCAUUUUUACAACGAACUCUUCGAAAUAUGAGUUCAAGUAGUCCUAAUGAAAUGCUUAAUUCUAGUUCAAACUUAGUAUUAAUGCCCAUUUGGAGAUCCUAUAUGAAUUCCAUUAAUGCCAUCAAACAAGAAAAGUUUUCUAAUUGUAUUAUAUCCAUCCUUUUGUUUGAAACUUGUGUUAUUUGUGGAACUCAAUUUGGAAACCUAUUGUAUUAUGAUAUUACGAAACCAAAUACAGUCACUUCAAAUAAUAUUGGUAAUAAUAUGUAUAAAAGUAUCAAAAUAUCAUCAUUCCCCAUUAUUAAUCUUGUCAAACUUAAUUAUAAUCAUUUCUUAUUCACUGAUUCAUUAUGUAAAGUUGGAAUCAUUCGAAUCAAUGUUAGUAUUGAUGGGUUUAAAAUUAUAAAGUUUUAUGAUAACUUGAAAUUAGGUCCUAUGCUAAAAUUCGAAUGUAUAUUACCUCAAGCUAUGAAUAUGACGGCUCCUCAUUUGAAUUUCGUUAGUCCUAUAUAUUUGAUAACUUCAACAUUAGAGAAUUCGAUAAUAAUUCAUAAACUUUAUGCUAAUAAUUCGUGGGAGUUGGUACUUGAUUUCCAAUUAGAUUCAAUUAUAUCCAAUUUUUGUAUAUUGAAUAAUAAUUACAAAUCAAUACAAGCUUUAUUUGGUCAUAAGGAUAAUGAUGGCAAUAUAAAUGACCAUAAGGAGGGUAGUGAAUUAGAAAGAUUACAAACUAAUGAUAGCGUUCAUGAUAAUGGUAAUAACAAUAAAGAUAAUAAUAGUGAUAAUGAUGAAACUAAUGUUAAUGAUAAUGACGAUGAUACUAAUAAUAAUUACGACAGCGAUAAGCUUGAAAAUGCCAAUAAGAAGGUUAAAUAUGUUUAA
Molecule: messenger RNA, 1692 nt
Organism: Scheffersomyces coipomensis
Lineage: Eukaryota; Fungi; Ascomycota; Pichiomycetes; Serinales; Debaryomycetaceae
Exons: 1
Coding region: 1-1692 (563 amino acids)
Source: RefSeq, a predicted model, not a curated record